UAAUUUCGGAUAAUAAUUUCACAUCAUCAGCAAAUAAUAAGGAUUUGAGUAACUUAUAAACUGACAUCAUUAAUAAAUAAAAUAAACAAAAUUUCCAACGCCCCAAAAAUAUACUAGUUGUCCAAAGUAAAUUAAGUAAACCGCCAGCAGUAGAUCGCCAUUUCAAUUUAGAUAAAUUAAAAUCUUCUUGAAGGAGCAAUUUAGUUUUAUUAUACGUGAAAAUUAUGUUUUCAAUAGUUUUCAAAGUAGCAUUUAAACAGUCGAUGUUCAGUCAAAAUAGAAUGUAUAUGUUACGGGUAAAGUACAAAAUAUGGUUAGUGUUCACAUUAUCCGGGUAAUGUGUACACUACCUGUACCUAUUGGAUAAAGUAAAAAUACUAUUUAUAAAACGUUUAUUUCGUACUUUACUCGGGUAUUUUACACAUUAUCUACGACUGAGUGGGUAAAGUACUUUGAUAAAAUGUAUAUGAUAAAAUAACGAUUGUAGAUAAAUGUUUAUGAAGAAACACACGCAAUAAUAUUUAGUACAGUGCUAGUUCGUCUUAAUACACGCGUCGUACAUAUAAUAGGUUUUUAAAAUGACUUCACGUGAAAAAUUUUAUGAAUGUUUUUAUAAAAUAGUUAAUGAAAAAAAUAAUAAUUCAGUUUAUUUAUCGGCAGUUAAGUAUAAUGAAAUAGUUUCGGAAAUUAAAAAUGUGAGAUCAAGUGGAAUAAAAAGUAACAAGGCAUAUCGAAUUUUGAAAAAAUACGACCUCAUUACUAUUGGAGAAGAAGAUAAAUUAAUAUUGCCGUUGUUGGAAGGUAAUACAAACAUUUUGUACUAUAUUACUAAUGAAAAUAUCUAUGAUGUGCUACACGAUGUACAUUUGAGUAUUGGGCAUGGUGGAAAACACCGCAUGAAUGCUGAAGUUAAAAAAAAGUAUAAAAAUAUAACACAAGAAGCAGUGUCUAUUUACUUAAAGUUUUGUGAAUCGUGUCAAUCUAAACAAAAAUCUAAAAACAAGGGUCUAGUGAUUAAACCAAUGGUGUUUUCGGAAAUGAAUAGUAGGUGCCAAGUGGACCUGAUUGAUAUGCAGUCGCAGGGGGAUGGAGAGUUCCGGUUUAUUAUGGUAUAUCAGGAUCACCUUACUAAAUUCGUUCAACUAAGACCCUUAAAAACAAAGAGAGCAGAAGAAGUUGCAAAACACCUUAUCGACAUAUUUUGUAUUUUUGGAGCUCCGAUGAUAUUACAAUCUGACAACGGCCGCGAGUUUGCAAAUAAAAUAAUAGAAGACUUAAAAGAAAUGUGGGACACACUGAAAAUUGUUCACGGAAAGCCACGCCACAGUCAGUCACAAGGAAGUGUCGAGAGAGCAAAUCAAGACAUACAAAACAUGUUGAUAACAUGGAUGAAAACAAAUAACUGUAAAUCAUGGUCAGAGGGACUUCGAUUUGUACAGCUAAUGAAAAAUAGGGCCUACCACGAUGGCAUUAAAAGAUCUCCAUACAUGGCCAUGUUUGGUACUGAUGUGAAAAUUGGUUUGUCAUCAUUUUUACUACCAGCUGAAACAGUGGAAAAAUUAACCACUGAACAAGAAUUGGAAGAAAUAUUGCAAAGUGUCGUGUCAAACUAUGAACAAAGAGAAAAUCAUAGUGUUUCCGAUAAUUACUGUGAAUCGUGUGGCUGUACUCUUGGUAAUGAACAAACAUCUAUUUGUGGUUUGUGUGAUAAAAAAAACACCAUAGAAAAUGAGAGAAGCAAUUCAAAAUUAUCGCUUGAGCAACAAGCAAAAAAAAUGAAGUUCAGAUCCAUCAACAAAUUCCCACCAUGCAAUGUUGGCGACACAGUUAGAGUCAAACUACCAGAAGUAGACAGAAGUAAGGGUGAUCCACAGAAUGUACUCUUUGCGAUUGUGUCUAUAAGUGAUAAUCAAUAUUACGAACUCGGUAAUAAAAAUGGCACUCUUCAUCAACUUUAUUCCAGAAAUCAAUUCACUGUAUGCUCUGAACCAUUAAUAGAUAUUUUAGAAGUUUUAGCCACAAAAAAAUCUUUGCGUGAAAUAGCUAAUGAACAAUCUUUUUCCGGUGGUCAAGGUUUUAAGAAGUGUUUAUGUAAAACUACAUGCUUAACAAAUAAAUGUAAAUGCAAAUCCGGGGGAAUACUUUGUAAUUCUAAAUGUCAUCCAAACUCAAAUUGUUCUAAUAAAUAAUUGUAUUUCGCUUAAAAUAAAUAGUAAAUAGUAAAUAGUAAAAUUGUUCAAAUAUAUAAUUUAUAGUUUAAUCGUAAUAAUAAUAAAUAAUUUUUUUUUGAAUUAGUAUAAUUUGGUUUUUGCUACUAGAAAGACUUUGUAUAAUCUGUACCAUUUACCGAAGUUAUAAGUUUACGAUUAUAGUUAUACGAAUACAUUAUCCACAGCACACCGGAUAAUGUAUAAAUUGAUUGGAUACUACAUAUUUAAGGUGGAUAAUGUAUACAUUACACUGUUCGUAUGGAUGAGGUUCACAUUACCCGGGUAAUAUGUACACUAACCAUUUUUAUACUUUACCCGUAACAUAUACACUG
This is a messenger RNA of Daktulosphaira vitifoliae (grape phylloxera), 2542 nucleotides long. Its product is annotated as KRAB-A domain-containing protein 2-like. Lineage: Eukaryota; Metazoa; Arthropoda; Insecta; Hemiptera; Phylloxeridae. Gene Ontology annotation, biological process: DNA integration. The coding region runs from base 579 to 2189 and encodes 536 amino acids. The record is from RefSeq and is a predicted model, not a curated record. The transcript has 2 exons. Gene Ontology annotation, molecular function: nucleic acid binding.